Messenger RNA from Phyllopteryx taeniolatus (common seadragon), 2228 nucleotides. RefSeq names its product dCMP deaminase (gene dctd). The record is from RefSeq and is a predicted model, not a curated record. Gene Ontology annotation, molecular function: dCMP deaminase activity; zinc ion binding. Gene Ontology annotation, biological process: dUMP biosynthetic process; dTMP biosynthetic process. NCBI's taxonomy places the organism in Eukaryota, Metazoa, Chordata, Actinopteri, Syngnathiformes, Syngnathidae. Gene Ontology annotation, cellular component: cytoplasm.
AUGAGCCGAAUUGUUCGAGACGCCCACACAGCUGGAGACUGCUGUGACGUUCGAGGCCAGUGAUCAUGUGAUUUUGGUCGGCAAGUUUGAACCAAGUUCCUGGAAAACAAAACUCGGGGAAAAAAAAUUAACACGCAGCGCGGGAAAUGUCUUCCGGUUAAUGUUCAAUUGGCUGGGGAUGUCAAAGAACUGGCAGAAAAAGCGAAAUUCGGGGUUGCGCACCUGAUUGAACAACUAUGGACGGCGUUCAGCUGCAGAAGUCUGACAUUUGCAAUGGCUGCAUAACCAAGAAGAGGGACGACUACCUGGAAUGGCCGGAGUACUUUAUGGCAGUGGCCUUUUUGUCAGCUCAGAGGAGUAAAGACCCGAGUUCACAGGUGGGGGCCUGUAUAGUGAACCAGGAGAAUAAGAUUGUUGGUAUUGGCUACAACGGAAUGCCUAAUGGUUGUGGUGAUGACCAAUUACCUUGGGCUCGGUCAGCAGAUGACCCUCUGGAGACUAAAUAUCUUUACGUGUGCCAUGCAGAGCUGAACGCCAUUAUGAACAAGAACAGUGCUGAUGUGAAGGGCUGCACCAUGUAUGUAGCACUGUUCCCCUGUAACGAGUGUGCUAAGCUCAUCAUCCAAGCAGGAAUUAAGGAGGUGGUCUAUCUUUCUGAUAAAUACCAUGACACACCAGAGAUGACUGCCUCAAGAAGACUACUCAACAUGGCAGGAAUACAGUUCAAGGAAUUCAAGCCGAAAAGGACAGAGAUUGUCAUUGAUUUUAAUUCCAUAAACCACCACCCAACAGCGCUGGACAACUCGACAAAGUGACCAUGUAAAUUUCUGAUCUUGGGCAGCCAAAAAGAUGUAACAUGAAAGAGAGACGGUGUGGCUUUUUUUUUUUUUUUAAAUGUUUUUAAUGAUUAUGAUUAUUUUUUUACAUUUUGAGCCCCGCAUCUUCACUGUUUUGUUUGACAAGGUAUGAAUUCCUUGCUAUUUCACACUGGUUGGCCUGGAAGAAAUAGCUGUUUUCUUCACAUUUUUCCUUGAAAAUGAAAUUGACAGGGACCUACAAGUCCAGAGGUUUUAAGUUUAAAGAUCCUUUAAAUUGCACAUGCUAUUUUUUAAGAUAUUUGUCUUUCUUUUAGUUAAAAAAAAAUUCCCAGGCAAAGGAAAAGUUUUGUUCCUUGACUUUUCCGUUUUUUGUCAUGGAAGCUGACAUCAAAUUGUCUGAUUUUAUAGCCAGGAGCCACUCUCAAUCAAUUUUGAACUCUCAUGCUGUCCUGUCAGUAUUGUGAAGACCCUUUGUCCAUAGUAAAAAAAAAAAAAUUAUGUCAGUAUGUUUUUUUUCUUGACACUACAAGACACUCAAGGAUUUGUUUUGCCAAAUGAAUCAUUGACAUUUUGAUUCCACUGAAAUUUUGACCCAUACGGCUCCUUUACUACUGUUACAGCUUUAGGACCGGUUUCUAGAAUGAGCUCUUGUAUUUUCAGCUAUCCCUUAGAAGCCUUUUUUCAUGUUUAGUUCCUGCAUUAUUAUUAUUUACAUAGAUAUUAUUAUAAUGAUGAUGACAUACUUAGAUAUAGUACUGAAAAACAUGCUAGGCACCAAAAAUAGUGAGUUGAAUUACUUAGUGGCACUAAGCAGGCCCAAAAAAUGGCAUGUAAAUUUGACACCGCACAGAGAAGAGUGACGUUAGCAAGCCUGCCAAAUUUGAAUGAUUUUUUAAAAUUAAAUGUGUCCUUAUAUAGUGGUGGAGGGAACUUGCGCUAGAAAGUAUACGUGUUUUUGCCCCGCCCACAAAAUCAGGAAAAUUAAAAUGGUAAAAAACAUGCUUAAGCUACUGUAUAUCUCAACAAUUCAGCACCAUAUUAUGUCUAUAUUUAAUAUAUUUAGAAACCAAACAUAUCUCAUUGGAUCCCCUUUAAAGCUUGGUUUAAACUGUGCUGUCAUGUUCUUAGUGUUUUCUUUUAUGUGGUGCUCUGAGCGGUGGUUUUGCAUGGUUAGUGCAAAAUUUGUUUUAUGGUGUCAAGUACAAUAUUUAAAAAUGUUACCGGGUGAUUUAUUACUAGUACAUUGUCUUGUACUAGUACUUGUUAAAGCUGUUUCUCCAACCUUACAUGUUUUGACAAUUGCCUAACAGCAGAUGGUAUUGUUUGAAUGUCUCUCUGUGUGCAUUAGUGCCUUUCUUUCUAAAGGUGUCUGCUGUUUUGUGCAGUUCAAUAAAACUAAAAGUACUCGUC